Messenger RNA from Candidozyma haemuli, 870 nucleotides. RefSeq names its product exosome non-catalytic core subunit (gene RRP42). Gene Ontology annotation, cellular component: cytoplasmic exosome (RNase complex); nuclear exosome (RNase complex). The transcript has a single exon. NCBI's taxonomy places the organism in Eukaryota, Fungi, Ascomycota, Pichiomycetes, Serinales, Metschnikowiaceae. Bases 1 to 870 code for a protein of 289 amino acids. The record is from RefSeq and is a predicted model, not a curated record. Gene Ontology annotation, biological process: TRAMP-dependent tRNA surveillance pathway; exonucleolytic trimming to generate mature 3'-end of 5.8S rRNA from tricistronic rRNA transcript (SSU-rRNA, 5.8S rRNA, LSU-rRNA); U4 snRNA 3'-end processing.
AUGAUGUUAUCGCCCGCUGAAAGGGCGUAUCUCUUUGAUUCAUUGGCACUUACGCCUCCUAUCCGUCCAGAUGGAAGAAAAGCAUUCCAGUUUAGACCUUUGGAAGCGAAAACGGCUUUCCUACCGAGCUCCAACGGCUCUGCCAGAAUUAGAAUGGUGGACGGCAGUGAAUGUAUUGUCAGUGUUAAAUCCAAGGUAGUUUUGAUUUCCAAGGAACCAAAUUUGAUAGAAUGUGACAUAGAUGUCUCCGGAUUCCGUGAUGACCUGAACUUUGUUCUGAACUUGAAGUUCAAUAUGACCAACCUCUUCGAGAAGAACUUUCCAACCAAAAACUUGCAUCUUACAUCAAAAUACAGCUACAAGCUUUUCAUCGAUUGCAUUGUUGUGUCGCAUCAGUGUUAUCCAUUAACUUUAAUCAGUUUGACUUCAUACCUCGCACUCAGUUCUACGAGAUUGCCUUUAUUGGUUUCUGAAACCGACGAUGCAGAAAUCGAAGAGCAACCUACUUUCUCCGAUGACUGGGAGAACUCUCAGUUCUUAUCGGAUGUCUUCAAGUUUGAAAAAUUCCAGCCACCAUUAUUUCUUACAUUCGGUGUAGCUGGCAAAAACGUUAUCAUGGAGCCUUCCGUUCAAGAAGAGCAAGUCUUGGAGAGCGGUAUAAUUUUGGGCUGGUACGACAACAAGGUGAUCUCUCCAAUUUCAAACAUCAACUUAGCAACAAACUCUAAUAAUCUGAACUUGAAGGGUAUUCAGCCAUCCAUUCUUCUUCAAGCAGUGGGUUUGGCAAAAAAGUAUAGUGCAGAAAUUGUUUCCGCUCUUGAUGCGGUAGUCGAACAGGAUCUACAAGAUCAGGAUGGAACCAUGUUCUAA